Molecule: messenger RNA, 1022 nt
Organism: Neohortaea acidophila
Lineage: Eukaryota; Fungi; Ascomycota; Dothideomycetes; Mycosphaerellales; Teratosphaeriaceae
Exons: 1
Coding region: 216-899 (227 amino acids)
Source: RefSeq, a predicted model, not a curated record
GGUCACUGUACGACAGAAGAGCAAACACGCACAGGACUGGAGAGUAUAAUAUAAAGUGCCAACUGCACAUCCUACACCUCGAACACAGCCACCCACGUCUUCCAACAGCGACACUCUGCAGCAGGUUAGAGCACCUACUUCAGCCGGACAUUGCUUCACCGUCUCCAUCUCACCGAUCAAUCGGCAAUACCUUACACAACAAGGCAAAGGCCAAGAUGUGCUUCCAGGAAAUCGAAAUCUACACCUGCACGCACGAAAUCCCGCCAGUCGACUCGAAGGAUUUCGACACGGUCUUCUGCACCAACCCCAUCUCGGAGAGAGGCGAAGAGGGUCGGUUCAAAGCGAUGAGGGGCGCUCCCCACAAACUCACCGAAUUUCCCGUGUACUGCGAGGAGGGUCGCAAGAGCGGCAGGGCUGGAGCGCACUGUCCCGAGUUUGACUACGAACGGACGUACAAGACCGACCCUCACGGCCGGACCUGUCUGGAGCAUGCGCGAGGGCCGACGGAAGAAGAGAGUGCCAUUGUGGACGAGGAGAGGCAGAAGGCGAAUGCUCAAUGGAAACGGAACUCGGACCGCUCGAGGGCGGAGUACACGCGAAGAUUGAGCAUGACGGAGCAGGUCAAUCAUAUAUCUCCGCCGGCAUCCAGUGCCGCUCCGCUACUCACGACCCUCAUCUGCGAGUCAUCGAUUGCUGCUUGGUGUGAAGGCACUGCGCGCGCGACCGCUCCCUCCGAUGCUGCAGAGCAAGGCGGAUAUGACGGGGACAACGAGGGGCAGCCAGCUCGCGCUUCCUAUUCAAGCCGCCGAGCAGCUCGAUGCCCAGGAUUGUGUGGUGAGCAUGACGAAGCUGAGCAUGACGAGAGCCGUCCACAUCAGUCGAUCUUUGGGCCCUUGUGAUGGGUAUGGACUCAAGAGGGCAGAUGCAACCUAUCAUCUCUAUGCACGUAGAUGCUGCUAGGACAUUGAGAUCAAGUUGACAAGGAGUGUGACAACGAGUACUAUUACCUGUGUCUUCAUUAG